Molecule: messenger RNA, 1407 nt
Organism: Calidris pugnax (ruff)
Lineage: Eukaryota; Metazoa; Chordata; Aves; Charadriiformes; Scolopacidae
Gene: CIMAP2
Product: lymphocyte expansion molecule
Exons: 9
Coding region: 472-1407 (311 amino acids)
Source: RefSeq, a predicted model, not a curated record
GGACUGCCACCAUCCCUGUAGCCCUUGGAGACCGGAGCUGCCAGCAUGGAGCUGCAGGUGGUCCCUAGGGACAUGGACAGCCAGGUGAGGCCUGUGGAGAGGGCUGGACUCACCAGUGUAGCUCUCCUCACCUCCCAGGUUGUCUGUGCCAGCCGGGAAGCAGCUUCUUGCACGGGGACAUUUUGCACAGGGCGGCUGGGACACCCAGCUCAGGCUGGGAAGUGUGGGAUGGGGGCUGUUCAUGCUGGAGCUCGCUGGUGCCUUCCUGGUGCUCAGCAAACAUGGAGUGUGACAUGGAGCAGCAGGUCCCUGUGUCCAGAUGCCCUGAUCACACCUCUGUGCCCGGCUGUGGAGUCCUGGUGCUGCUGAUGGCAGUGCCCCAUCUCUGCAUUGCAGGAAAAAGCAUCAGCUUCUGGCUUGGCCAGGGCAGAGAAGAGCUGUCACUUGCCCCAUUUCCAGUCCAAGGAGAUAAUGAAGAGGCGCAAACGCUGGCAGGAACGGCUGGGCCCGGGAACCUACAACAUCAGGGACUUUCUGCAGGAGACACGGCCCUGCAGCCUCCGGGGGAUCUGCGACACGAGGGAGCAGCGCUUCAGAGAUGGCUGUAGGGACUGCUUCCCCGGCCCUGGAACCUACGGUCCUCAGGGGAACCCCUACAUCCCCCUCCAGGAGAGGGACAAGCGCUACGCCAGCACGCGAGGAGUGAUGCACAGCAAGACCGUGAGGUGUGGCCUGCCAGCAGUCCUGGGCAGUGGCCUGGGACCCGGCACCUACGAGCUGCGGAGCAGCAUCGACGAGGGGCUGCAGCGGGCGAUGGACUCUAGAUCCUGCAAGACCUUCUUGGGGCACAAGUCGAAGCCCACCGUUGGUGGCCAUCACGCCCUGGAGAGGAAAGGCACCAAGCCGAGCACUGGUGCUGUCAAGAGUUUCCUGGAUGAGCUGAUGUUGAGGGAGAACAAGAAGAAAGGCUGCUUCAGCACCCUGCCCAGGAACCCGGGCUGCCCCACAGAGAGGAUCUUCUGGGCCACGCUCAGCCAGUGCCCAAGGGAGGAGUGGGCGGUGGGGCCGGGCUCCUACAACCCAAAGCCCAUUGAGAGAUCAGAGUACUCCAACCAACCUCCUUUCUGGUCAUCUGCCAAGAGAUUUGACAGGAAGUCCUACCGCUUCUUUACCGGGAACGAGCAGCAUCAGCAGCAUGUUGCAGAGCCAGUGCAGAACCCUGUAGGUGUUGGCCGCUACGACAUCACCAGGCAUGAAAAAUACCCUCCAAAGACAAGAUACCAGUCCCUGUACCAGUGUGACACACAGCGGUACCUGAGCGACUUGAAGCGGGACGCCUACUUGCUCGAGAGGAUCAAGCCUGUUGCUAAAAACAACUGGAGUGAUUUGGUUUCUGCCCCAUGUUGA